Messenger RNA from Lindgomyces ingoldianus, 1038 nucleotides. RefSeq names its product MFS general substrate transporter. Gene Ontology annotation, cellular component: membrane. The transcript has 6 exons. Gene Ontology annotation, molecular function: transmembrane transporter activity. The record is from RefSeq and is a predicted model, not a curated record. Lineage: Eukaryota; Fungi; Ascomycota; Dothideomycetes; Pleosporales; Lindgomycetaceae. Bases 1 to 1038 code for a protein of 345 amino acids. Gene Ontology annotation, biological process: transmembrane transport.
AUGGGUUUCCUUGAGAGCGGGAUAAGUCCGAUGUUCAUGAUGAUUGUAGGGAGCUUCUACAAGAAGAAUGAACAAGCUUUAAGAAUGGGCAUAUGGUACAGCUGCACAGGUUACGUGUCCAUCUUCUCGCCGGUUGUCAACUAUGGCUUCGGCCUCGUUAAAGGGCCGCUUCACUCCUGGAAAUAUAUGUACUUUUUUGCGGGCGGACUGACCAUUCUGUGGGGGGUUGCUCUCUUCUUCAUACUUCCCCCCGACCCCGUCCGGGCUAAAGGGUUUGAUGAACGGGAACGAUAUAUCUCAGUCGCGCGCCUCAGAACCAACAACUCUGGUGUUCGGAAUACCCAUUUGAAGAAAGAACAGAUCGGCGAGCUUCUACUUGAUCUGAAGUUCUGGCUGGUGUUUUUGGUCGCCUUCCUGUCCAUGAUUGCAAACGGUCCAAUCUCCACUUUCAUCCCCAUUAUCAUCGAUUCCUUCGGCUUUAGUACGCUCAACUCGCUUCUUCUUGUUAUGCCGGCUGGAGCUUAUGCCGGUACUCUCCAACUUGUUGCCCCGUACCUAUGCUACAAGUAUUCCGGACUUCGUUCAUGGCUGGUUUUUGCAUGUCAGGUCGGCACAACCGUCGCAGCACUUCUUCUGUGGCUCCUUCCUAAAUCCGAGACUGGUGCCUUGUUGUUCGCUUGCUAUAUUCUUCCUUCGGUCGGGGGAGGGUAUGCGGCAUUGAUGGGAUUGCAAAUUGCAAAUACGGCUGGGUACACAAAGCGUUCCAUUGCAUCAUCGGGUAUCUACAUUGGAUACUGUCUAGGAAAUUUCGUAGGCCCACUCGUCUUCAAGCCAGCAGAUGCACCCCGGUAUAUCCCUGGUUUCAUCGUUGUCACAGUUACGGCUAUCGUUGCUGGGCUUCUUGCGCUGGUGUACCGGUUUCUAUGCGUGUGGGAGAAUAGACGACGAGAUAGGGCGGGGAUUAUGGAAGGGUUUGAACACGCGUAUGAAGAUGAUCUUACGGAUAAGAAGAAUCCGCAGUUCAGGUAUACACUGUAG